AAAUAAUUGCGAACGAGCAAGGAAACCGCACGACCCCCUCAUAUGUGGCCUUUACCGAAAGUGAGCGUCUCAUAGGAGACGCAGCUAAAAAUCAGGCGGCCAUGAAUCCUCGGAACACGAUUUUUGACGCGAAACGAUUAAUAGGUCGUCGGAUUGAUGAUCCUGAAGUUAAAGCAGACAUGAAACAUUGGCCAUUUACUGUCAUCGACCAAGAUGAUUCGCCCAUGAUCCAAGUUGAUUAUCAAGGUGAAAAGAAAAAUUUUACACCUCAAGAGAUAUCGUCGAUGGUAUUGGUUCGAAUGAAGGAAAUCGCGGAAGGCAGGCUCGGAAAAAAAGUCAAGAAAGCGGUGAUCACGGUACCCGCUUACUUCAAUGACUCGCAGCGUCUCUCCACCAAAGAUGCCGGUAAGAUUGCUGGUCUAGAGGUUCUCAGAAUUAUAAACGAGCCCACAGCAGCCGCAAUUGCCUAUGGUUUGGACUCGAAAGAGAGCAGGGAAAAGAAUGUGCUCAUUUUUGAUCUGGGUGGUGGCACCUUUGAUGUUUCCCUACUGAACAUAUCCGGUGGCGUCUUCGCGGUCAAGGCCACUGCUGGUGACACGCAUCUUGGAGGAGAGGAUUUUGACAAUAACCUGCUCGAAUUUUUCAAGCAGGAGUUCAAGCGUAAGCACAAGCUUGACAUCUCUAAUGAUGCGCGUUCCAUACGUCGUCUCAAAACUGCAUGCGAACGCGCGAAGCGUACGUUAUCUUCACUAACCCAAACGACCGUGGAAGUUGAUUCACUUUUCGAAGGCACCGAUUUUCUGACCACAAUCACUCGCGCAAAAUUUGAGGAGUUAAAUUCCGCACUGUUCAACUCAACCUUGGAACCGGUUCGUAAAGUUUUGAAGGAUGCAAAAAUGGAAAAAAAAGAAAUUCAUGAAAUAGUUCUUGUUGGCGGGUCGACUCGUAUUCCCAAGAUUCAAUCUCUUCUCCAGGACUAUUUUGACGGAAAGGAAUUAAAUAAAUCCAUAAACCCAGAUGAAGCUGUUGCAUACGGAGCCGCGGUUCAAGCAGCAGUUCUUACUAAUCAGGCCGGUAAUGAGAAAACCCAAGACCUUUUGCUCUUGGAUGUCGUGCCACUUAGUUUAGGGGUAGAAACACAAGGAGGAGUUAUGGCAGUGGUUGUACCUCGAAACACACCAAUUCCUACGAUUAAAAAGAAAAUAUUUACAACAGCAGAAGAUGGGCAGACGAUUGUAGAAUUUCCAGUAUAUGAAGGGGAACGACCCAUGUGUCAUGAUAAUAACCUUCUGGGAUCUUUCGAGCUGUCAGGCAUUCCUCCAAUGCCACGUGGAGAGGCAGAGCUUGAAUGCACCUUUGAUAUCAAUGCGGAUGGCAUUCUUAAAGUCACGGCAAAGGAUAGAGCAACUAAUCGAAAGGCGAACAUCACGAUCUCAAACUCGGUUGGUCGACUUUCAGCUGCUGAUAUUGAUCGCAUGAUAGCGGAAUCGGACAAAUUCCGGGAAGAAGAUAAGAAGAGUCAAGAGAAAGUGGAAGCCAGGCAAGAACUCGAAAAUUAUGUUUAUCAGACGACCGUCGAAGAAAUAUAUAAAGCUUACGAAGAAAUUGACAAAGCCGGUUCCAAUUUCGAGCAAGUCAAGAAAUCGUACGAGACAGUAAUUUCUGGCGCGCACAGCGAGAGUAACUGCAAACGACUCGCUGCACAAUUUAUUCCGCGAUUUUUUGGCAAAUUUCCAGACCUGAACGAGGCAGCCAUCGACGCACUAUUUGAUCUAUGUGAAGACACAGAUUUGAAUGUGCGAUUGACUGUUAUAAAAUAUCUACCCAAUGUUGUCAAAGAAUCUGACAAGGUUGCGGUACGAAUUGCAGAUGCUUUAGUACAAUUGCUACAAAAUGAAACCUCCCAAGAGAUAGCCGCCGUGAAAAAGGCGUUAGAGCAAGUAAUUCGGUUAUCGCCUCGUGAUUCCAUUGUUGCAAUAUUUCAACAGUCAUUAAAAGGUUCCCCCGAGAAAGGUGGAGACGUUGAGGCCUGCUUUGCCAAUGAAGUGAAAAAGGCACUUCGCGAUUCCACUUUAUCAGAAUUCGAGACAUUUCUGAAAAUGCUUUUAUCACUUAAGAUGCAUCAGCCGGAAAACAAGGAAAAUCUGAAGGAAUUGAUAAACGCAUUGAUCGAUUCAAUCGCUGCCGAAGGAGAGGAGCUUGAUAAAGGAGUUAGGAGCACGCCGUUCCUCUCUUUCCUCGUGAAUAAAGUUUUGCCCAAGGACAAAUUCCGCCGAUUGCAAGAAAAGCAACAGAAAAGCAUGUUACGUUUUCUAGCGGAUUGCAUCAGUGGGAAGCACACCGAAGCGACGAUCAAGAUUGCGGCUCCAAUAAUCAAGGAGUUGUUCAUUGACGAAAUACCACCUGCCAGAGACGAUGUUGAGGUUGAGCCUAAGUUAGACUUGCCAAGGGUCGAGUACAUUGUAUUCACCUUAUAUUGUAUUGCUUCCAAGUGCAUAUCACGCAUUAAGCAAGGUCUGAAAGAUUUACAAAAUCGUGAACAAAAGGACCAGGAAACACUGGAGAAAAUCAAAAAAGCAGAGAGUGGUCAAAUAGUGACGAACAACAUAUUAAAUAUGAUAAAGGAACUGAUGAAACCCGCGAAAGCAAGACAUUUCACAAAAGUCCAACAUUCCUGGCAGUCUUUGACUCCAAGCACACCACCGACACCUGUACCACCAACAAAACGUACUGCUGAUCCCAGCUCGCCGGUUGACACUACGCAGAGUAAAAAGGUUAGAACGUCUGAGGAGCAGUCAGGCGCAAAACCCCCGCAGAAAGCCACAAUCUCCAAACCUCAAAAUAUACCAUCUCGCAAUAAUCAAAACCGCCAACCGUUUAAUAAUACUCGAGGCGGUGCCGUGAGGAGUAAUGGUGGUGGUGGAAGGAUUUCAAAGAUCAACCGAAACAGCGUAAAGAUCGAUCAACAAACCUUGUACGUGCCGCCACCUAGAAGAGCCAAAGAUAAAUAA
This is a messenger RNA of Acaulospora colombiana, 3011 nucleotides long. NCBI's taxonomy places the organism in Eukaryota, Fungi, Glomeromycota, Glomeromycetes, Diversisporales, Acaulosporaceae. The record is from the annotation of a GenBank genome assembly.